UCGGCCUAUCAUAGUUCUGUGAUGAGCAUCGAGAUACCUGCUGGCUUGAUGGAUUUGCUGCAAGGAUACACUGUGGAGGUACUGCGGCUCCGACCGCCAGAUUUGGUUGAAUUUGCAAUCCAAUAUUUCACGCGUCUACAAGACAGCCGAAAACACGACAGGCAUGUCAAAGAAAGCUUAGCUGAUUCUACACGGGAAGGAGUGGCUUUUGAUAGUUUUUCAGUUGAAUCAAAUGAAGAUGAAGACUCUGAUGAUGCCUAUCUGCCCCCCUCCAACCCUAAUAAAUACAGUCGCAGACAAUCUGUCUGUGCAGAGGCCUAUAACCCAGACGAUGAUGAGGAUGAGGACUUUGAGCCGCGGGUGGUACACUCCAAAUCAGACGAGCAGCGUCGCAGACUCCAGGACGCCUGCCGAGACAUUCUACUGUUCAAAACUCUCGACCAGGAGCAGUUCUCAGAGGUUCUGGAUGGCAUGUUUGAGGUGUUGGUCAAACCACAGGAGCACAUCAUAAACCAGGGGGAGGAUGGAGACAACUUCUAUGUCAUAGAGCGGGGUGUGUACGACAUUGUAGUGCUGAUUGAUGGAGUUGGAAAGUGUGUGGGGAAGUAUGACAAUAAGGGCAGUUUUGGGGAGCUGGCUCUCAUGUACAACACCCCGCGCGCUGCCACUAUCAUGGCCACCCAGGAGGGGGCACUGUGGGGAUUGGAUCGGGCCACAUUCCAUAGACUCAUAGUGAAGAACAAUGCCAAGAAGAGAAAGAUGUACGAAGCCUUCAUUGAGUGUGUACCCCUUCUAAAGUCUCUCGAGCUCUCUGAGAGGAUGAAGAUUGUUGAUGUCGUGGGAAUGAGAGCGUUCAAAGAUGAGGAGUGCAUCAUAACACAGGGGGAGAAGGCAGAUUGUUUCUACAUCGUGGAGUCGGGCCAGGUGAAGAUCAUGAUAAUAAGCAAAACUAAAGCAGGACAGCUGGACAAUGCAGAGGUGGAGAUUGCACGCUGCUCUAGAGGCCAAUACUUCGGAGAGCUGGCUCUGGUCACCAACAAACCACGUGCAGCAUCCGUCUAUGCUGUAGGGGACACCAAGUGCUUGGUAAUAGACAUUCAGGCAUUUGAGCGUUUGCUGGGUUCCUGUAAGGAGAUCAUGAAGAGGAACAUUUCCCAAUACGAGAACCAGCUGGUAGCUCUGUUUGGUUCUAGUGUAGAUUUGAAACAUUAAAGUAUAAUUGUAAGAAACAGCACACUAACACAAUCCCACAGAGUGCUUCCUAAACGCAUACUAGCUUUACAUACUUACACAAGAUAUUUGUUGACAUUUAACUGUAGAAUCUACUGGACCUGAUUUAAUAACUGAUAUCAACGUUACGUGAACUGUCUCAAAUUACUUUGAUCAUUUUGUUUAUAUGUAGUAUUUUCCUUUGACUAUUGUUGUGGAAGUAUCUGUAUUGUUUACCGUGUUGACUUGGCAAUUGUUCAUGCAUUUUAGCCCAAUUUAUUGAUAAUUCUAGCCCAAUUGCUCCCAAACAAACAGAUGCUGUUUUUGUACUGAAAUUGCCUUGAGGUCAAAGGUCCAUCAAUCAAAUAUUAGUAUGUGCUUUGAUAUGGAAAUACUUUUCAUCUACAGAUGGGGAGAUUUCAUAAAUGUAAUCCCUGGUCAAGAUGUUGUCAAUAAAGUAAAUGGA
Oncorhynchus masou masou (cherry salmon) is the source of this 1675-nucleotide messenger RNA. RefSeq names its product cAMP-dependent protein kinase type II-alpha regulatory subunit-like. Gene Ontology annotation, biological process: negative regulation of cAMP-dependent protein kinase activity. The transcript has 10 exons. The record is from RefSeq and is a predicted model, not a curated record. NCBI's taxonomy places the organism in Eukaryota, Metazoa, Chordata, Actinopteri, Salmoniformes, Salmonidae. The coding region runs from base 22 to 1212 and encodes 396 amino acids. Gene Ontology annotation, cellular component: cAMP-dependent protein kinase complex. Gene Ontology annotation, molecular function: cAMP-dependent protein kinase inhibitor activity; cAMP binding; protein kinase A catalytic subunit binding.